Lycium barbarum (goji berry) is the source of this 1875-nucleotide messenger RNA. RefSeq names its product transcription factor TGA2.3-like. Gene Ontology annotation, molecular function: DNA-binding transcription factor activity; sequence-specific DNA binding. The coding region runs from base 143 to 1582 and encodes 479 amino acids. Gene Ontology annotation, biological process: DNA-templated transcription; regulation of DNA-templated transcription. NCBI's taxonomy places the organism in Eukaryota, Viridiplantae, Streptophyta, Magnoliopsida, Solanales, Solanaceae. The transcript is spliced from 11 exons. The record is from RefSeq and is a predicted model, not a curated record.
GUUAGUUCUUCACUUCAUUUGCUCUUUUCUUUCACCACCUUUUUGAAGCAGCACAUAGAAAAAUACAAACAAAAUUAUUGGGAAAGAAGAGUCUUUUUUUUAUGUUUCAAGAAGUUGGUGUUGAGAAUAUAGAGAAAAAAAAAUGCAAGCUUUCAAAGCAGCAGUAGUACCAGCUGUUACUCUUAAUAAUAAUAAUAACUCUAAUAUGUAUUGCCACUCAAAUUAUUACCUCAGAAAUGAUGAAGCUAGUAGACAUGCAGCACGUUUUGCAGAUAUUGGAGAACUUGAACAGUCUGCAGGGUUCACUCAAGAAGAUACUGUUGAUUUAAGCAGAAGUUCUUUGUAUGGUGAGAUGAGGCCAAACAAUGUUGGUGUAGUUUCUUGUAACAACAAUAAUAACUUACACUUUGGUGAACUUAAUACGAGUAUUGGGUCAUCAGAAACAGGGGUGGAUAAUACAGGGGGGUUCAUGUUGCAGCACAAGGCACAAACAGCAAUGGCGGGGGGUGGUGUUGUAGGUGGUGGUGCAUUGGGAAAUGUGCAGCAUUUUGAGAAAUGGGGUGAUUCUGGUAUUGCAGACCAUAGCCAGCAGACUGACACCUCAACAGAUGUUGAUACUGAUGAAAGAAACCAUCAGAGCCAAGGAGUUCAGCAUGGUGCAUUAAUAGCUGUGGACUCCAUUGAUCAGUCCAAAGUAAAGCUUGGAGACCAGAAGACACUUCGCAGGUUGGCUCAGAAUCGAGAAGCUGCUAGGAAAAGCCGAUUGAGGAAAAAAGCAUAUGUUCAACAGCUGGAGAAUAGUAGGUUCCGACUAUCACAGUUAGAGCAGGAACUAAAACGAGCCCGCCAACAGGGCAUAUUUAUUGCUAAUGGAUAUACGGGAGAUCAGAGUCUUUCUGCUGGUGGAAAUGGGGCACUGGCAUUUGACAUGGAUUAUGCACGUUGGCUAGAAGAACAUCAACGACAUAUCAGUGAUCUCCGAUCAGCUGUAAAUUCUCACAGGGGCGAUAAUGAACUCCGCCAUCUUGUUGAUGGAGUAAUGUCACAUUAUGAUGAAAUAUUCAAGUUAAAGAGCAUAGGUGCAAAAUCAGAUGUUUUUCAUAUGCUGUCGGGAAUGUGGAAAACUCCUGCAGAAAGGUGUUUCAUGUGGUUGGGCGGAUUUCGUUCUUCUGAGCUUCUCAAGAUUCUUGGCAACCAUCUUGAACCGUUGACAGAGCAGCAGCUCAUGGGCAUAUGUAAUUUGCAGCAGUCUUCUCAGCAAGCUGAGGAUGCUCUAUCACAAGGUAUGGAAGCCCUGCAACAAUCUCUAGUUGAUACACUUUCAUCUACGUCUCUCGGCCCUACUGGCUCGGGAAAUGUAGCCGACUAUAUGGGGCAAAUGGCAAUCGCAAUGGGCAAGCUUGCCACACUCGAGAACUUCCUUUAUCAGGCUGAUCUUUUGCGACAACAAACUUUGCAACAAUUGCAUCGAAUCUUGACAACCCGUCAAGCUGCUCGAGCCCUUCUUGUCAUAAGCGAUUACAUGUCAAGGCUUCGGGCACUCAGCUCGUUGUGGUUAGCACGCCCCAAAGACCAACUCUAGUAGCCCAUGAAUAUUCACAUCUACAAGGUUCCUCCUCCUCAGGGGGGCAUUUUAUGAACCUUUGAAUUGUGAAGACAAGUCAUUAUAUGGUUGUUCACAACUAUCAAAAGGCCGUCAUUCCAAAUGGCACGAUGACAGCAUAUAGUUCUCGGCUAAUAUCUCGAUCCACACUGACUCCAAAUAUCUUGUGACAAUUAGUGAUCUGUAUACUAUUUUUAGUUCUUUAAAGGUACUACUAGCUAUUUUCUUGUAUUAGGUAUGUUAAAUGGUUAUUCGAAUAUAUUGCUUAGUAA